ACAAGAUUACCUUCCAGUAGAGAGAGGUACCUCUGAGAGAAGCAUAAUUGCUGUUACUUAAACUGAGAAACACUCAGUAUUUCCUCAUUCAUUAACCAGCAUGUUACUACUGGGUAACAGGAAGACCAAGCAAAGAAAUUUGACAGAGGUCAGACAGAAAACCAGAAACACUGUAUUGACAAUCAUUAACAUAGCAAAAGCCAGGCUGUUUGCACCAGCUCAGGUCACACUGCUUGACUUUCUUUAGCCAUGCACACCCUUAUCUGUGAGUUGCAUGAAUUCUCACUUGUGCUCAAGACACUGCACUACUCUGCAGAGCUUUAGCAAAGACUUGUCAGCACUGGAACGUCUCGGAUCUGUGCAAAGUGAGACCCAAACUACUCUCAAUGAGAGUGAAGGUAUGUGGAUCUCCAUUUCUUUUUCCCCGCGAGGAAGCACUAACUGUAGUUAUUAUCAGAAUUUCUAGAGUCUGCCACACCAGCCUGAGCUUCCCUUCAGCCAUCCCUGAGUGAAAGGAGAAGCGAGGAUACAAACCCCACUGACUUACACCACAGUGAACAGAGGUGGAGCAGUAUGUUGGUGAAAUCAAAGGUGGCCUGAGACCAACCAUGAAACUCACAGUCAUAGGCAUGGUACAUUCCAAACCCAAGAGCUUUUCAGUGACUCUGCUAUGUGAUCCAGUGGAUGCCAACAAAGAUGUUGGGCUGUUAUUUACAGUUAACUUCAGUGAGAAAUCCAUCACCCGAAAUGCACGAAUUGCUGGGAAAUGGGGAAGAGAAGAGAAGACUAUUCCCUACUUUCCAUUUACAGCAGGUGACACGUUCAAGAUGGAGCUCUUAUGUGAACACCAGCAAAUACGAGUCUUGCUUGAUGGACGGCAGCUCUGUGACUUCACUCACCGCAUUCAGCCUCUGAACUUGGUGAAAGCUUUGCGGAUCUCAGGGGACAUCAAGCUUACCAAAGUGGCUUGAGAAAAGGAGACCAGGAUAUCACCAGAGGACAGAGGAAAAUGUACUUUCUCUUGUCUCAGACAUGUUUUGUCUUUUUCCCCCGACUGAUUCUGGAGAGUGGGAACUGUAUCUUUUUAAUUCGCUGAUGUGUUUGAGAUGCACACUUUUUUUUCCCCCAUACACACUCACAGCAAUUGCAGAGCUAUGGCUGGUCUGGAUAAAUCUCAAAGCCUUUGCUGAGAAACACUUUUGGCUGAAACACUCCCAAACUGCAAGAUUUAUGAUGUUAUGCAGUAUCUCACAUCCUUCUGGCUCCUUACCCCCUCAGGCAUGCUCAGUCCUCUGUGGUGGGUGGCUGUUGGGUGGCUGUGACUAGAACUGGGCAUUAUGCAGGUGGUAAGUGUGAGAAAAGAGAAGCAGGAGAUUUUCUUAUAUAUGAAUUAGGGAGUCUGAUGGGCCCCAGCAAGGCUCAUGUUAGCAGGAGGAAAUUGCUUUUUCUGGAAGCUCUGCUCAGUCAGCACAAAACAAUCUGUGCCUCCCAGCAGAGAGCAAUAAAUGCCUUACCUGCCUUACCCUGUCUCUUCCAGGCAGCUUUUCCAGAAUUGAAAGGUUUUGACAGCCGUGGAUUUCACAGUCUUCUCUGGACCAACCCUAGGAAAUGGUAUCUGCAGCUGAAACUGCACUGCCCGUUCUUGUUCUUGCAUAUAAUUAAAACUGCACUUUUGCUGGCAAGCUUUUUUAUGAGCUCUCUUAAAUAUUUGAACACAUGUUGUGCUGUUAUUGUGCUCAUUGCUGUAGCUUUUGAGGAAAAUCCCAAAUACAUGGCUAUUCUAAUAAAUAAACAAGUAUGUAUCAUA
Molecule: messenger RNA, 1807 nt
Organism: Motacilla alba alba
Lineage: Eukaryota; Metazoa; Chordata; Aves; Passeriformes; Motacillidae
Product: galectin-related protein A-like
Exons: 4
Coding region: 609-971 (120 amino acids)
Molecular function (GO): carbohydrate binding
Source: RefSeq, a predicted model, not a curated record